This is a messenger RNA of Serpula lacrymans var. lacrymans S7.9, 327 nucleotides long. RefSeq lists its product as uncharacterized. The record is from RefSeq and is a predicted model, not a curated record. The transcript is spliced from 3 exons. Bases 1 to 327 code for a protein of 108 amino acids. NCBI's taxonomy places the organism in Eukaryota, Fungi, Basidiomycota, Agaricomycetes, Boletales, Serpulaceae.
AUGGGUGUAGAACCUGGCAAAAGCAAGAAUGAGGCUGCUGAGAACAUGGUCAAAGACAUGAAGUCUGCCUUGGACGAAACACACAAGGCACUAUUUAAUACUGCAGAGCAGAUGAAAGACAGGGCAGAGCGUAGACACUCUAAGGCCCCUGACUACAAGUCUAGAAAACUGACAGAAAAGUGGAUUUGGCCUUACCAGAUUAAGGAAGUCAAACCCAAUGCGGUGGAGCUGGAACUCCCAAAACAAAUGAGGGUAGUGCCCACGGUCAAUGUUAGCCGUGUGAAACCCUACAAAGGGCCGACCUUUAAUUUUCAUUCUCCUCUUUGA